UACACUCACAACUGAUGUUUGGACGAGCAUCGCAACGAAGCUCAUAUGGGGGUGACAUGCCACUAUCUUGGGAAGAAUUGGAAAAUGGUGUCACACUGCCUGACAACGAUGCCCCUUGAGGAGAGACAUACAGCUGCAAAUAUUGCACAAUGGAUUGAGGAGGUUUUGGAUUGAGGAAAUUUGACAUUACAGCAGAGAAAAUCAAAGCUGUCGUCCACGACAAUGGCGCUAAUGUUGUGGCAGCAUCGAAGAUUUUGCAGGAAAUGUUCGGAUGGGCAUCAGUGCGUUGUGCAGGGCACACCCUAAACUUGGUUGUUCAAAGCUGUUUGAGGAUUCAUCAGGCUAUCCCAAAGUGUGUUGCGGCUGCAAGAAGCCUUGUCGAACACUUCAAAAAAAGUGAACUUUCAUGUGCCAAGUUGAAGGACAAGCAGAAAAAAAUGAAUGUCAAGGAGAACAUGCUGGUGCAAGAUGUCUGUACAUGCUGGAACAGCACCUACGCCAUGUUGUCCAGACUACAAGAACAGACAUGGCUGGUGACUGCCACACUCUCUGAUCCAGAGGGAAACAUUACCUGGACCUCAAACCUGAACACUGGAACCUGAUUGAGGAGCUGAACCAUGUCCUUGAGCCCUUUUAAUCAGCUACAGUGUAUCUGAGUGGACAACAAUAUGUCUCACUCUGCACUUCCACAUCUUGUGCACAAACUUAAGUAGAACAUACAGAGACCAGAACUUGAGACUGCACCUGUGAGGUCUUUUCAGACUCAUGCAACAGAACAGGUCAGAGAACGAUGGGAAGAACUAACUAAAUUUACUCCUCAAUCUCCAAACAUCACCCUGCUUGCUGCUGUUUUGGAUCCCAGGUUUCGAAAACUGAGAUUCUUGCCUGCUGAAGUAUUCAAGGUCCAAAAUGCAGUACGAGCCAUGGCACUUGCUGCCAAACAGCAAGUGAGGCAGCCCACCGCAAGUAACCAUGGAACAUCUAGCACAGAAGCACCAGCAGCAUAUGCCAAGGAGGCUACACCUUUCUUUGACUCAGACACCACCACAAGUGAUGAAGACCAAGAUGAGGAGAAGCAGUUAAAUGCUGUAGAGCAGGAGGUCUUGAUGUAUUUUGGAGAACAUCCCCUGUCCAAGAAGGAGAAUCCACUGACUUGGUGGGAAAAGAAUGCAGCGCGCUGUCCAACAUUGGCAGAAUUGGCAAGGUCUCUGCUGUGUAUUCCAGCUACAUCCACGCCAUCAGAGCGUCUGUUUUCAGCUGCAGAAUGCUGCCUUUUUAUAUGGCCUCGGUAUGGUUUACUUCCAUUACAAUGCAUUUCAAUGGCCAGUGCAGCCCACCUCCUCAGAUGCCUAUUCUGGACAGAGAAGGGCGAUAAAGGCCUUUCAGGAGGUGCUCUACAUUGACCCCAGCUUCUCAAGAGCCAAGGAGAUCCAUCUACGGUUGGGGCUGAUGUUUAAAGUUAAUACAGACUUUGAGUCAAGCUUGAAGCACUUUCAGCUGGCUUUGAUUGACUCAACACCCUGCACUUUGUCCAAAGCUGAAAUUCAGUUCCACAUUGCUCAUUUAUAUGAGAUUCAGAAGAAGUACCGUGCAGCAAAGGAAGCCUACGAAAGCCUGUUACAAACGGAGAAUCUUCCAACGCAGGUGAAGGCAACUACCCUCCAACAACUGGGCUGGAUGCAUCACACAGUAGAGCAGCUAGGAGAUAAAGCCAACAAGGACAGCUAUGCUAUUCAGUGUCUGCAGAAGUCUCUGGAAGCAGACCCCAACUCUGGACAAUCUUGGUACUUUCUGGGCAGGUGCUACUCCAGUAUUGGAAAGGUCCAGGAUGCGUUCAUCUCAUACCGGCAAUCUAUUGAUAAGUCAGAGGCCAGUGCUGAUACAUGGUGUUCAAUAGGAGUGUUGUAUCAGCAGCAAAACCAGCCAAUGGAUGCACUUCAGGCCUAUAUAUGUGCAGUACAGCUGGACCACAGCCAUGCAGCCGCCUGGAUGGACCUGGGCACGCUGUAUGAAUCUUGCAACCAGCCACAGGAUGCCAUCAAAUGCUACAUUAACGCCACCUGCAGCAAGUCCUGCACCAACAUCACUGCCCUCACUGCUCGUAUUAAGUGUCUACAGGCUCAGUUGUGUAAUCUACAACAAGGUAGUCUACCGAGUAAAAGUAAAAUACUUCCUAGUAUUGAGGAGGCGUGGAGCCUACCAAUCCCAGCAGAGCUUACCUCCAGACAGGGAGCCCUGAACACAGCACAGCAGCAAGCAUGUAAAGCUGAUCAGCGUAGCGAAGGCCAGGGUCAGCUCCCCAGUCAGUCUCUGCCUCCACACACGCUUUCCUCUAGCCAGGGGGACAACCACUCCAGCCCUGCCAAAAGAAAGAGGACCACCAGCCCAUCCAAGAACUCAUCAGAGUCUUGGACAAACAGCACAGUCCAACACCAAAUCCCCAGCUGGUACUUAACUCCGCAGAAGCUUCAGCUGUUGGAAAAGUUGAGGGCCAACAAGGCAAGUCUGAAGCCAGUUGAGCUGCAAAUGUUGGACCAGUUGGAAAAGCAGCUUGCAGUUAUGCAGCAGCAUCAGCAGAUGAGACUGAAUGCUGUUGGCGAAUCGCGACCCACCUUAUCCAAUGGCCCUGUAGCUGACCCCUCACUGCCAGAUUCAAACUCUCUCUCUUCACCACAACACCCACACAUUGCUCUCUCCAGUACACCCGCAACAUCUCAGCCCUCUAUUCAUUCCCCCUGCCCUCUUCAACCAAUGGCCAAUGGACCUGUCGCUGCGAGCCCCUCCCCCUGCAGCACUGCUGGAGCCCUGGGUCACACAGAAAGACACUCUGUGGGCAAUAAUCAUAUACCAGGACAGGGGAGCAAUGGAAAUGUGCCUUACCUAGAGCAAAAUGCACUACCUCAUAAAUGCACAACCCCCACCAGCAGCAGCAGCAAAAUGAACGACCUGUUGUGGAAAAGCCAACACUCCUCUCAGGGGCUUAAGAAAAGUCCAGGUUCGCAUUUGGCAGGUCCUAAUGGAGAACGGCCUGCCUCUUCCACUGGGACUUCUCCACCUGGCCAGGCAGCCAGUAUCGACGUUCUAAAUCAGCUCGGACAGUCUGGUACAGCAAGUGGCCCGUCAGCACAGGAGGCUCAUCUCAAUCACCUUCCUUCUCCCCCUCUCCUGCACUCCGCUACCUCAGGUGGACAGCAAGGCACUGCAGCCUUGACCAAAGAGAGCAAGCCUUCAGAAAAUGGGCAUUCCACAUGGACGCCUGACAGCACUGCCACUGCAGGACUGCCUAAUCACGUCCAUCAGGGCUUGGCAGAUGCUGCUGCAGCAGAGCCCCGCUCACCAGGUGUACUUAGUUCAGACAAUCCUCAGCUCUCGGCCUUGUUGAUGGGAAAAGCCAAUAGCAGUGAUAAUAGUAAUGACAGUGGGGUGGUGGCUGCUGGCACAAAGAUUAACAACAUUCACUUGGCCCUGCACAUGGGCUCAAAGACGCAAGAAAACUCUGUGGCCUCCUCACCCUGCUCUGCAAUGUCUACAGCCACGCCUUCACCCAAAUCCACAGAGCACCAUGCCACUCAGAACAGUGUUGGCAGCCUUAACAGCCCCAAACUCAAUGGCAAAGGCCUGGAGGAUUCCCAAAGCCCCAUGAAGGUGGAUUCUCCUCUGGUCUGUCAUAAACGAUCACCCACUUCGCUUGCUCCUUGGUCCUCUGUCUCCAUCUACCCCAGCUCCAGCGAGGUGCUUAAAGCCUGCAGAAACCUUGGGAAAAAUGGAAUAUCCAGCAACAGCAAGUUGUUGGACAAGUGUCCCCCUCCAAGGGUUCCCCCUUCACCGUUUCCUUCACUACCAAAGGACAAACUCAAUCCCCCUACCCCUAGUAUUUAUUUGGAGAGCAAGAGGGACGCCUUCUUUCCCCCUCUUCACCAGUUCUGCACGAACCCAGCCAACCCUGUGACAGUCAUCCGAGGCCUUGCUGGAGCACUCAAGCUGGACCUGGGCCUCUUCUCCACUAAGACUUUGGUGGAGGCCAACCCGGAUCACCUGGUGGAGGUGAGGACUCAGUUUUCUCAGCCCACUGAUGAGAACUGGGACCUGACGGGCAGCAGGAAGACGUGGCGUUGCGAGAGCAGCCGCUCACACACCACCAUCUCCAAAUAUGCCCAGUACCAGGCCUCGUCCUUCCAGGAGUCCCUGCGGGAGGAGAAUGAGAAGAAGGGGCAGAAAGAGCACUCGGAUACCGAAUCAGCUCCCAUGGAAAAUAUGGUACGGCGAAGAAGAGGUCCCUUUAAGCACAUCAAGUUUGGGACCAACAUUGACUUGUCAGAUGAGAGAAAGUGGAAGCUGCAGCUGGCUGAGUUGAGUAAGCUGCCUGCUUUUGCUCGGGUGGUGUCUGCUGGGAAUCUGCUCAGUCACGUGGGCCACACUAUCUUGGGCAUGAAUACUGUCCAGCUCUACAUGAAGGUCCCUGGCAGCAGGACACCAGGUCACCAGGAAAACAACAAUUUCUGUUCUGUGAACAUUAACAUUGGCCCAGGAGACUGUGAGUGGUUUGCUGUACCUGAGCCAUACUGGGGAGUAAUGAAUGAUUUCUGUGAAAAGAAUAACAUAAACUUCUUGAUGGGCUCAUGGUGGCCAAACCUGGAAGACUUGUAUGAAGCUAAUGUUCCAGUGUACCGAUUCAUUCAGCGGCCGGGGGACCUGGUCUGGCUCAAUACAGGCACCGUGCACUGGGUGCAGGCCAUUGGCUGGUGCAAUAAUGUAGCCUGGAAUGUAGGCCCUCUCACUGCCCAUCAGUAUAAGUUGGCAGUGGAGCGCUAUGAGUGGAACAAACUCCAAAGUGUCAAAUCCAUCGUUCCCAUGAUUCACCUCUCCUGGAACCUGGCCCGAAACAUCAAAGUGUCAGACCACAAGCUCUUUGAGAUGAUCAAGUACAGCUUGUUGAGGACUCUGAAGCAAUGUCAGAUGCUGAGGGAGGCUCUGAUAGCUGCGGGGAAGGAGCUGGUGUGGCAUGGGAGGACCAAGGACGAGCCAGCACAUUACUGUAGCAUUUGUGAGGUUGAGGUUUUUAACCUACUGUUUGUCACCAGUGAGAGCAAUUCGAGGAAGACGUAUGUGGUGCACUGUCAAGACUGCGCACGCCGAGGCAGCCCUAACCUCGACAACUUUGUUGUUUUGGAGCAGUAUAAGAUUGAGGACCUCACGCACGUCUACGACCAGUUCACGCUGGCCUCACCUCUGCCAUCCUCCACGUCUUGACAUUAACAUUAACAGUUCUGAGGAUCACCCUCUGGAACGCAACAUAACCCUUUCUGAUAUUCAGGAAAAGUGACCCAGUUCCACACCACUGGUUUCUGUAGCAAAUCCCACAAAGGCUGCUGGCUCCAAGCUGUUUGUCUAUGCAACCCUGCCAAGUACGGAGAAUCGACCCCGCUGGACUGGAGGGGGCGCUGCUCCAUCUCUGUUCUGACUGUUUCGGCUGGCUCAGCACCACCUUACAGGAAAAUACACAAACUAUAAACAAAAAGUGGACAAAUUAGUAAUGUAAUUGUGUAUAUAUCACAACUGGCAAAAAUCACUCAAACUACUGAUGUCUUUCAGUUUCUUUUCUCUUUCUUUUUUCUUUUUUUUCUGUUUUGUACUCUUUCAUGUAUGAGCUGAUACAUGACAAUAUUUCCUUCAUAUUUUCCACUAAAUGAGUACUAGCGUAGCUGGUUUUUCCUUAGGUAAAUCUCUUUGGGCAACAGGACUGAAACAUGGAAAAUUAUAAUGUGAAGGUAAUUUUUUUUUAACAGUUUAUAUGUUUGUCCUUUUGUUUUUCUUAUUUUAAAUAGUAAGAAAAAAGAAACAGCCAAGUCACAAAGAAAAAAGGGUUGCACAUAGCUAAGGAGUGAGGUUUUUUUUUUUUUUUUUUUUUUUUUUUUUUUAUGUUUCUAAUCUUGUAAAUUUACACUAUUUAUAAAUGCAUAUUUAUUGCUUGAAAAUAUUUGUUGAUGGAAUGCUGUUAUUUUUUUUCCCCAAGAAUACCUGCCAUUAAAUUUUAUGGAGCAAUGUCGUACUGAACAUGUCUCUUUUUAUGUUUUUUAUGUAUAAAUAAAACCGCCUAGUAAGCAUUGUACAGAAAAUACAAAGAUUCUUUUAUUGUUGGUGGUUUUUGAGUCAUUAAAGAGUCAUACCUGAAA
Pygocentrus nattereri (red-bellied piranha) is the source of this 6173-nucleotide messenger RNA. It is a transcript of the gene kdm6a, whose product is annotated as lysine (K)-specific demethylase 6A. Gene Ontology annotation, cellular component: MLL3/4 complex. The transcript is spliced from 29 exons. The coding region runs from base 1168 to 5250 and encodes 1360 amino acids. The record is from RefSeq and is a predicted model, not a curated record. NCBI's taxonomy places the organism in Eukaryota, Metazoa, Chordata, Actinopteri, Characiformes, Serrasalmidae. Gene Ontology annotation, molecular function: RNA polymerase II cis-regulatory region sequence-specific DNA binding; protein binding; histone H3K27me2/H3K27me3 demethylase activity. Gene Ontology annotation, biological process: regulation of gene expression; heart development.